AUGGUGGCGGCGAUCAGGGUGCCCAAGACCCAACGCGCCAGGCGGGAGCUACUCAAGCACGCACCCAAGCUCGUUGAGACCAGCAAGAAGACACUGAUCCUCCAUGGUACCAAGACUAGUGCUGUGUUGAACUCUGUGCUGUCAGAUAUUUACCACCUAAAGCGUGAUAAUGCUGUGAAAUAUACCAAGAAGAAUGACAACAUUAGGCCUUUUGAAAGUGGUGGGGAAUCUUCUCUGGAAUUUUUCUCCCUCAAGACAGACUGUAGCCUUAUAGUGUAUGGUUCUCAUUCAAAGAAGAGGCCCAACAAUCUGAUUUUGGGAAGAACGUAUGACCACCACAUAUAUGACCUUGUUGAAGUAGGAGUUGAGAACUACAAGUCGAUGGAGUCUUAUGUUUAUGAUAAGAAGCUAGCACCAAAACUUGGAUCAAAGCCUUUCUUUGCUUUCAUAGGGGAACACUUUGAGAGUGCUGAAGAGCUGAAACAUUUGAAAGAAGUGCUGCUUGAUCUUUUCAGAGGAGAGGUCGUAGAGAAUCUAAACCUUGCUGGUGUGGAUCGGAUCUAUGUGUGCACUGCAAUCUCUCCUACUACUGUCUACAUGAUGCACUGUGCUCUUCGUCUAAAAAGGUCAGGUACAUCUAUUCCUAGGAUGGAGCUGGUCGAAGUUGGACCUUCAAUGGAUCUGGUUGUAAGGAGGCACAGACUUCCAGUUGAAAGCUUAAAGAAAGAAGCUAUGAAGACUGCUGAACAUGCUAAGAAGAUGAAAAAUGUCACUAAGGAUCCAGUGCAGGGCAAGCUGGGCAAGGUCUACAUGCCAGACCAGCAGGUUGGAAAGUUGACCUUGGCAAACGACAUAAAGGGACUAAAGAGGGAGCGCCGCGAAGCCAAGAAAAACAAGGACGACUCGAAGAAGCAAAAGGUCAACCCUGAGUAA
Molecule: messenger RNA, 933 nt
Organism: Miscanthus lutarioriparius
Lineage: Eukaryota; Viridiplantae; Streptophyta; Magnoliopsida; Poales; Poaceae
Source: the annotation of a GenBank genome assembly